Messenger RNA from Xenopus laevis (African clawed frog), 1252 nucleotides. RefSeq names its product hairy and enhancer of split 5, gene 6 L homeolog (gene hes5.6.L). Gene Ontology annotation, biological process: neuronal stem cell population maintenance; negative regulation of cell differentiation; negative regulation of transcription by RNA polymerase II. Lineage: Eukaryota; Metazoa; Chordata; Amphibia; Anura; Pipidae. Gene Ontology annotation, molecular function: protein dimerization activity. The record is from RefSeq and is marked provisional. Gene Ontology annotation, cellular component: nucleus.
UUAUCUCUCAGCUCUCCAGCUCCAUCACAUCCCAUUACCAGACAGGAUGGCUCCAUACACUGCUAGCAGCAUGCUCAGUACUGAGCACAGUCACAAGGCACAAGGAAUAAGAAAGAUAAGAAAACCAGUGGUUGAGAAAAUGAGAAGAGAUCGGAUUAACAGCAGCAUUGAGCAGCUCAGGAUGUUACUGGAGAAAGAGUUUGAGCAACAUCAUCUCCCAUCCAAACCAGAGAAAGCUGACAUCCUGGAGGUGGCAGUGAGCUUCCUGCAGCAGCUAAUGGCUUCCAAAUAUGCACAAUCAUCCAGCCCAGCCCACAUGGAAGGCCACUCUAGAUGUCUCCAGGACUCUCUGAAAUUCUUCUCCCCAAAGAUACAGUCUGAGUUUCCAGAGAAUUUUCUACACAAUAUCUAUGAGGAUCAUUCUAUGACAGUCAGUCCUCCUAUGUCACCUUUGUACCAGAUCCCCACCAAAUGCACAACUCCUGGGACUGGCAAAGUUCUCUGGAGACCCUGGUAGACAUUUGAUGAACUUUCUGAGCAUCACCUUCAACUCAAGGAUAUCCUGCAGACUGGUGGCUUACCUGAUGGUUUAUUAUGACUAUGUAAUAGAAUAACUGGUUACUGUAAUGGUGCAACACCAAAGCUAUUUUGUAGCUGUAUGAAUUAUAUCCAGGCAAUGUCUGGUGCAUCUGGUUUAUACCAGAUUGUUCAGUUAAAUGAUAUUUGUAGCUGUCAGUAAGGACAGUGAGUAACUUUUCUAUGUGAAAUUAAUUGUCAUUAUUAUAUAAUGUUAUGCAUAUGGCAUUGACCAUGAAAGUAACACAGAUGCUUUAAGGUUAGAGCUUAUAGACACUGAACUGAAGUGAAAAAGUAUCUAUAUAUUACAAUAUCUGUAUCCUCAGUGAGGAGAAAAUGUAUUCCUAAAUUGUCAAACUACAUUGUUAGUUUUGACUUAUAUGUAUUCUACUAUGUGGAAAACGUUCUUCUUUUAUUCCCAGCACCCUAACCAGCCUAAGGGGUUUCUGGGAGUUGUAGUUCAGAACAGUAGUUGGAUAAUUGUUAUCUCUGUGCUGUGAAGAACAAAGUGAAUCUGUGAUUCAUUUCCUACCAUGUAUGCAGUUAUUGCACUUAUUGGUAUAUUGUAUAAAUAUCUGAGUUAUGCAAUAUUUGCAAGUUUAUUUGUGCCUGGAUGUUAAAUGUGUGCAUUUAUUUCAAAUGCUGCCCAUGUAUUUUCAAUAAAUUGAUUUUUUUU